Messenger RNA from Ceratosolen solmsi marchali, 3594 nucleotides. Its product is annotated as flocculation protein FLO11. Lineage: Eukaryota; Metazoa; Arthropoda; Insecta; Hymenoptera; Agaonidae. The transcript is spliced from 14 exons. Bases 195 to 3566 code for a protein of 1123 amino acids. The record is from RefSeq and is a predicted model, not a curated record.
CUCAGUUUGUUCCGCUCUCUCGGCGCGGUGUAAGCGGCACCACGAAGCCGGCGAACGAAGCGCGAGCUGCGGUGCCGCGGCCCCAUGUCCAGCGACGCCGAGUGCGGGCCCCGGCUGAAGAUGCGAGCUUCCCCCCCGCGACAGGCCAACCCUAAGCUUGCGUCCGGAGUCGCGAUCGAGCGGAAGUGCGCGACAUGAGGGGACCUGCGCCUCUACUCUUGGCCUGCGGCUUUCUCCUGGGCCUCGCGACCUGUCAGACCCAAGGUGAGUCGCGAGAGGCUUCUUGGAAUACCGUUCAGCAAUCUCGAAGUAGCCGCGAUGAUGCAGAGUUUCUGGAACCCGCAUCGAAUCUUUAUCAGCAGCAGCAAAAGCAGCAGCAACAGCAGCAAGAGCAGCGGUCAGAAAGUGUAGAAUACUACGAUGAUGAAGAAUAUUACGACGAUGAUGUGCCUAUAGCCGGUUUAACGCAGGAAGGCGUUAGAGAGCCCAAGGUCGCGAAAUCCGACGAUGAACUCCCUGGAAGUAUAAAUGGUACGGCCGACGAAGAUUCGUACUAUUAUGUUGACGAUUACGAGGAGGAGGACGAAGCGGCGAGGCCGGGGAUGGCGGGGACGUCUGCGGCUGCUGCGCCGGUGGGAAUCGUUAAUGGGUCAGAGCUAGUGCAACAUCCGGAGAAGCUAGAAUCAGCUGAAAAAUCAACUAAAGCGACACCCAAGAGAGAAAAGGAUAAAGAGUUGACGAAGGAUAAAUGGGAGGAAGAGGAGGAGCAGUCGGAAGAUGAGAAUGAAGAAAAGGAGCCGGAAGCAACGAUAAGUCGAAUCUCAUCCGAUAGAAAGGAAACUCGGAGUGAGGCGGGAGGCGCGCGAUUGCCGGAGAAUGUUGACGAUCCGGUGGAUAACGAUGGUCCGAUUUUAAUCGGCGAGGCGAUCGUCUCCGUCGUGACGACCAAAAGUGUUGUCAACGGCACGUAUUCCUUGCCCGAAACUACGUUGAGCCCAACACCUACAACGAUAUUUAGCACAGAGAGAACCGAGCCGAUCUCCAGCUCCACUGGCACGACAACGCCGACGUCGACCACCACCACCGCCACCACCGCCACCACCAUCACCACCACUACCACAGAUACGAUCAACAGCAACAGCAGCAGUAGCAGCAGUAACCCAACGGCCGUGACUAUCACUGACGGGAAAGUGUCGUCCUCUUCGGAAUUUCCUCCUUCGUCAACAAUACAACCAGCCGUGCAGACGGGCCGCAGCGUCUCGGGCGCAAGAUUUUUGCCAUUCCCGUCCGUUGACAAGGUCGAGCAACUUGAUUCGACGGAGAGCAUCAUCGAUAAGCUCGAUCGAGUGCAGUCUGAGCUCUCGAGUGGAUUUCUAGCGAACGGACGGUACGUUGAGUUUAACGCUCUUUUCACACCGGAUGUGCCCUGGUUUGUACCACGACGCUAUAAUAAGAAACCAUUCUCGGCAACGUCUUUGACGCUACCAACGACUUCCACCAUCGCUCCGACAUCUUCUCCAAUCGCUCCCAUUACCAUCACAAGCAUUACGAAAAGACCAAGAGUCCUAACAACUCUCGACGACGUUGGAGCCUUCCUACCUAAGGAUUUCUCCCGCAGCUAUUAUCGGACGAGUACGACGGCAUCGCCUCUGACGAAGCGCCCGAAAAUUCAAACGACCUUGGAUGACAUGGAAGCCUUCCUGCCAAAAGAUUUUCCAAAGAACAGCUACCGCACAAGCACGCCGAGCAGUAGCACGACGAAGAGGCCUAAGCUACAAACGACGCUCGACGAUCUUGACGGCUUCCUCCCAAAGGACUAUCCCAAGUCCAACUAUAGAAAUUCUUUCAAGAGGCCCUUGCAUAAGACGUCGACGACUCUUAGUUCGACAUCGUCGACGACCGAGAAGAGUAGCGCAAACACCAAUAGCAAAGCCCUUACCACCAUUGAAGAUAUUAGCGCUUUCCUACCACCAGGGUAUAAAUUAAAAAAAGAAGAUAUAACUACAGAAAAGUCGUCAAUUUUGAGCGAACUUUUAGCAAAAAAUAAGCUUUCCGAAUCAAAAGAUGUUUCACCAAUUUCAUCAACAAUCAACGAGCGAACUAAAUCUAUUCAAGAUUUAUUUGUGAAAUCCGAAAUCGACAUUUCUGCCCUCCUACCUCCAGGCUAUAAGCCCGAAAACACAGAUGCCUCAAACUCCUCUAAAGCAAUAAAUAUAAGCGGCGGGAUACAGGACCUAAUAAGCAAAUCGAAUGUCGACAUAUCGGCGUUGCUGCCCCCGGGCAUUGGAAAUACCGAUGGGACUUUGGCAAGACAGCCGACCCCACUCGGUGCAAAAGGUGUCACUGCCGGUGGUAAUUCCUUUAAAGUCGUUUUUCCAAGUCGACCAGGCGGUCGCAAGUCGAUCAACAAAAUAACGACACCCCCGAGCGUGGCGAAUAAUCGAGGGAGCGGCGGCGGCGGCGGCGGCAGUGAUGCGGCCACGCCCCGUAUUCAAAAAGGCUGGCCGACGAGAGUAACGACAGAGUUCACUGGUUGGCCCUCGCCCCCCACUACGUCAAUCUCAAUAGAAAAGCUUCUGGAGGCAGCGCGAACCGCGACCGCCGCGUCUAUCAACGUGUCCCUACUACCGACCAUCAGCGAGACAACGAGCACUUCCACGACGACGACCACCACGACAACGACCUUAAGGCCAACGACGCCAGGAAUCUGCGAGGAAGACUGCGAGGUCGCCGGUACGAUAAAGAUCAUUGAAAACGCCACUUGGUUACCGGAGCUUUUCGAUCGGAAUACCAGGGAGUGGCAGGAUCUCGCCGAAGAGAUCGAGAGAGAGAUGAAUUUAGUAUUUGCGAAAUCUCCAGUUUUAAGGAAAUGGUUUCGUAAAAUUCGCAUAGACUCUUUUAGUCAAGGCAGUGUUCUUGUUGAUUAUUUCGUAGAGCUUGCCGAUUUAAAGGAAAAAAUUAAUACUCAACAAUUAAAAGUUAUUUUCCACGAUUCGUUAAGAACUUUUAGUUUCGAUAAUCCUAUGGAGGCUAGACCUAAAGGACCAAUGAAACUUGGAAAAUUCACUAUCGAUCCUAAAUCUACGGACUUUGUCGUGAUACCGAAAGUGGCUGCUCCUAAUAUGAUCCAAGAUGAAAAUAGGCUCAUUCCACAAUGGGCGAUUGCGGUCAUUGUUAUAGGCGUUGGUGGGCUCCUUUUCAUUAUAGUCUUCGGGGUUUCUGUUUUGGUGAAUCGACAACACGGUUCAAAACUUAAACCCUCAAUUACUGCCAUGUACGAGGAGGAAGUCUCUAAAAAUGUUAUUAGCCAUGCGACAACUUCGAGUAGACCAGUCAGCGAGUAUCAGAAAAACGAAAGCCAAACAAUGUGGAACGAUGCUGGUUGGCAGGAUAAACCCUUUGAGUCGACCUCUCACAAGAUUUUGGUCGAUGGAUUGCCGUAUGAAAGAAAAUAUAAUAUGUACGACAGUUGGAAAUCCGAAUGGAAUGGAUAUUAUUACCCUCCAACGCAUCAUAGUGGUUCAAAAUCAUCGCGUCAUCAUCCUGAUUAUGAUAUAAAUUUUUAAUAUUAUUAAUAAAAUUUUCUUGUAAUAA